AUGCGUGCAUCAGGCGCCCCAUGUGCCGCCAUCACCCUGUGCCGCCAUCACCCUGUGCCGCCAUCAUCCUGUGCCGCCAUCACCCUGUGCCGCCAUCACCCCAUGCCGCCAUCACCCUGUGACAUGCCGCCCGCCCCUGGGUGCACGCCAUUGCCUACGGGGCCUUUGUUAAUGGCUCCGACAGUGGGGGACAUGCAGGAGAGGGCUGCCCCACCUGCAGACUGGUACAUGGACAUGCGCUUCUGGUGCGACGGGCAGGGCCCCUUCCCCUUGGUUGAGAGCAGCACCACUUGCUCCGAUGGGUGCCUGCACCCGUCGUACGGGCCGGAGCUGACGCGCAUGAAGGAGACUGGUGCUGCCAUCCUCGCCACGCCUUAUUUUCUCAACAAUGGCCAUCCCGGCAUGGCCAUGAUGUUCCCGAUAUUCAGAGGCAACGUGACGGCAACAUCGCCGUGGGAAGAGAGGCAGGCAGCGAUCAUCAUCGGCAUGGCAGCAUCGGAGGACUUUGAUCGUCUUGCCAAAUCCAUCAUUCUUGAAGUGCUCCGACAAGGCGUGGAGCAUUCUUUCGAGGACUAUGAUCAUUCUCUGGAGGUGUAUGACGUCACCCCCACGGAUGGUCCCCGCCUGCUGUAUGGGGUGGGGGGCUUGGACGUGCCUCAAGGCGACCCCUUGCAAGUGGCCAAGAUUAUUCCGCCCUCCAACGAGACCAUGCUGCAGCCACAGCGGCACAAGUCAGUGCAGCAGAUCAACCUUACAAAUACAUCGAGAACGUACCAGCUCUGGUGCCGCUUCCAGGGCUCGGACGAGGCCCACAGCAUGACGGCUGUGUUCCUGGGGGUGAUCAUUGUGGUGGUGGCGGCGCUGCUGGCUGCAAUCGGCGUGAGCGUGACAGUCAACACGCGGAGGCUGCGAGAGAAGACUAUUUCUAUGGCGAUGCUCAAGGAGAAGGCGGAGGUGGCGGAGCGCAACAAGGGUGUGUUCAUCGCCAACACGUCGCAUGAGCUGCGCACCCCGAUCUUUGGCAUGGAAGGAAUGCUGAAGCAUCUGGACGAAGGAGGGCUGGGAGAGGGGCAGAGGGAGGACGUGGGGGCAGCAGUGGAGGAGGCGGAGAAGAUUCUGAGGCUCGUCAACGCCGUGCUGGACGUGUGCAAGGCGGAGGUCGGCCGCUUGCAUCUGGAGAGCCUGCCCUUUGCCCUCCGCCCCUGGCUGAGUGACGUGCUGCACCCAUACGUGCAGGCUGCUCAGGAGCGCAGCCUGGAAUCGUGUGCAUGUGGGUGGGUGCGUUUUCAGUCACAUGGCAUGUGGAAGAGGAUAAGCUUGUCUGUGCAGUGCCUUGGAUGCUACUGGUGUAUGCCGCCCGUGCAGGAGGGAGGGUCGGAGCAGGAGGAGAGCGAAGUGAGGGGGGGGAGCGAGGGGAAGAGGGAGAGGGAGGAGGGGAAGGAGAGGGAGGAGGGGGAGGAGAGGGUAAGCGUGCGGGGCGAGAGGGUGGUGGGAGGCGGAAGCAGAGGCGAGAGGGUGUGCAGUGAGUUGAGCGAAGUCAGGGGUGGUGCUGCAUCAUGGGGUUCUGGAGAUGAGGAGCAGGGUGAGCAUAGGGGGGAGGGGUCAUGUGAUGUUGUGCAUGGAACAAGAGCGCGUGAUGAGGAUGCUGGCAGAGGAGAUUGCACAGUGGUGGAGGAGGGUUCUGAGAAGCGCUGUGUGGUGCUGCUGACGUGUGAGGAGAGCUCUGAGUAUGUGCGUAGAGGCACUAAGGCGUUCAUGCAGACCCGAAAGCACGGAGGCAGCGGUAUGAGCCUGCACUUGUGUCGCCAGCUGGUAUCCCUCAUGGGCGGCAGCAUUGGGUUGAUCAGCACAGAGGGUCACGGCACCACGCUGCACGUCGCUCUGCCCAUGCCUGUUGCUGCUGCCGCUGCCGCUGCCGCUGCCGCUGCCACUGCCACUGCCACUGCCACUGCCACUGCCGCUGCCGCUGCAGCUGACGAUGGUGACUCUUGUCCAGCCAGCGCUAAUGUGUCUGAGCCAGCGGCCACUUGUGCUGCUUCUUCCUCUACUGCUGGCGGCGAAACAAAGGGCGUGGAGACGAAGAGCGCGAGGGAUAGCUUGAAGGAGUUGCUGCAGGGCAAGGCGAUUCUGGUGGUGGACGACAACUUGAUCAACCGGCGGGUGGCGGCGAGCACGCUGGCGCGGUACGGGGCGGAGGUGGCGCUGGCAGAGUCGGGCGAGGCGGCACUGCGCCUGCUGCAGGCGUGCCACUCCUUCCGCCUCGUGCUCAUGGACCUCUACAUGCCUGGCCUUGAUGGCUUCCACACCACCGCCCGCCUGCGCGCCUUCGAGGCCGCCGCUCAGACAGCCGAGGUGGGGAUGCAAGAGGGCCAGGGUGCAGAGGGAGAGCAAGGGAGCGAGGCGGUGCAGGUGGGACAGGGAGCCCAAGGCGUGCAGCGCAUGUCAGCAGUGGGGGAGAGUGGGGCAGAGAGCUGGCGGCAGCAUCGGCGUGUUCAUGUGGUGGGCCAUGUCAGCAGACGUGGACAGCAGUGUUGUCGCCCGUGCCACGGAGGCUGGCAUGGAUGGAUCUGUGCAGAAGCCACUCAAUGA
Closterium sp. Yama58-4 is the source of this 2589-nucleotide messenger RNA. NCBI's taxonomy places the organism in Eukaryota, Viridiplantae, Streptophyta, Zygnematophyceae, Desmidiales, Closteriaceae. The record is from the annotation of a GenBank genome assembly.